Strongylus vulgaris is the source of this 219-nucleotide messenger RNA. Lineage: Eukaryota; Metazoa; Nematoda; Chromadorea; Rhabditida; Strongylidae. The record is from the annotation of a GenBank genome assembly.
AUGGAGAUCGUCUAUGAAACACAGUUCACGCGCAACCCAAAUACGAGCAGCCCCAUUUGGAGUGGCCAUCGAGCAAUUGGAUUUUCGCCGAUGAUCAACACACCAUCACUUCUGCACGACCACGAUGAGUAUCUAAAUGAAGACGUCUUUCUCCGAGGAGUCAAAAUCUAUGAAACUCUGAUUGACAAUCUUGCUAGCGUAGAAGAUAGGACUGAUUGA